Messenger RNA from Oncorhynchus kisutch (coho salmon), 4814 nucleotides. RefSeq names its product E3 ubiquitin-protein ligase TRIM36-like. Gene Ontology annotation, cellular component: acrosomal vesicle. Gene Ontology annotation, molecular function: protein binding; zinc ion binding; ubiquitin-protein transferase activity. The record is from RefSeq and is a predicted model, not a curated record. Gene Ontology annotation, biological process: acrosome reaction; spindle organization. The transcript has 10 exons. The coding region runs from base 326 to 2581 and encodes 751 amino acids. NCBI's taxonomy places the organism in Eukaryota, Metazoa, Chordata, Actinopteri, Salmoniformes, Salmonidae.
AAGACAUCGCUGAUGAUGCUGCUGAUGUCUAACUGUGCCGGUAAACGCACGCCUGAGAUGUACAGUGAGGGCGGGGUUACGCGUCAAAGAUUAUUUAUCUUGAUAAAUCUUGCAAAAUGUUCUCCUCAAGCAGCUGGGGAAUGAAUUGUAUGCUACUUAGGCUGCUCGAUGUACUGAGGAUGAAGAUGCAACCAUAUUUCUCCGAAUGUUACGUUCUCUCUUUGGGAAGCCAAUCGAUUUUUACAGUAUUUGUUAGGCUAUUUAUUUGUUAUUGACCCAUUUUGUUAAUUAUAAUCCCUGCAUUUUGUCGACAUUAUACAUCAUUAUGUCGGAUACUGCGGAUACCGAAGAAAAUCAGGAUAUGUUACCGAGUUUGGUCGAGCAGAUAGUCCAGCGAAUAACAGCCGGAGAGGUCCCUAUCAAGAAUAUUGAGCGCGAACUAAUUUGUCCGAUCUGCAAGGAGCUGUUUACACACCCCCUCAUCUUGCCCUGUCAGCACAGCGUUUGUCACAAGUGUGUCCGAGAGCUGCUGCUAUUGAACCAUGAGGAUUCUUUCGAUGCAGGCUCGGAGUGUUCCCUCCCUGGGAGCCCAGGGCCCCGAUCCAGAGUGCCCUCGCCAAGCAUGGAGAGGCUGGAUAGGCUUGCAAGAUCAGGCUCUAUGUCAUCACCAGGAUGGAGGCGUGGCUCUGUGACCCCCCGCAUCACCACUUUCCCAUGCCCUGGUUGCCAACACGACGUGGACCUGGGCGAGCGGGGCAUGAGCAUGCUCUUCCGGAACUUCACCCUGGAGAGCAUCGUGGAGCGCUACCGGCAGGCGGCCCGCGCUGCUGUCGCGAUCAUGUGCAACAUGUGCAAGCCGCCCCAGCAGGAGGCUACCAAGAGCUGCAUGGAUUGCAAGGCCAGCUACUGCAAUGAGUGCUUCAAGUUCCACCACCCCUGGGGCACCCCCAAAGCCCAGCACGAAUACGUGGGUCCCACCAUGAACUUUAGGCCCAAGGUGCUGAUGUGUCCGGAGCAUGAGAUGGAGAAGGUCAACAUGUACUGUGAGGUGUGCCGGCGUCCAGUCUGUCACCUGUGCAAGCUGGGAGGCUCCCACGCCAACCACAAAGUCACAACCAUGAGCAGCGCCUACAAGAUCCUCAAGGAGAAGCUAUCAAAGGCUAUCCAUUACUUAAUCAGCAAAGAGGACCAAGUGAAGACUCAGAUUUCCCACCUGGAGGUGUUGAUCAAUGAAACUGAGGAGAAAGGCCAGUUGGUGGAGCGUCGGACCGACGAGAACUUUGAGCGACUGUUCGAGACCCUCCAGGAGAGGAAGUUUGAGAUGCUGCGGUCCAUCGAGCAGUCGAGGAUGCGGCGUCUGGACCAGCUUCGGGGCCAGGUGGACGAGUACCAGGGCAUGUUGGAGAACAGCGGCCUGGUGGGUUAUGCCCAGGAGGUUCUCAAGGAGACGGACCAGUCCUGCUUUGUUCAGACUGCCAAGCAGCUGCACACCAGGAUCGCGAAAUCCACCGAGUCUCUGAGGACAUUCCACCCUGUGGCCGACCCCUCCUUUGAUGAGUUUGUGCUGGACACUUCCAGAGAGGAGACCCUGCUGAAGGAGCUUUGUUUUGGUGGAGUCCCUGACCCUCCCAUCAUCGAUCUGUCCCGCAGUCGCGUCUACAACGAAGGCCUGGUGUGCUGGCAGUUGGCUGAGGAUACCCUGGCCACAGACCACCAGGUGCUUGAGUACAGGAAGCUGGGUGUUGAGCAGGACGAGGAGGAGGGCGGCAGCCGCUGGCGUCCCACAGUCCCGGUGUACGGCCCCAGCACAGUGGUGUGCGACCUGGAGGCCAACAGCCUCUACUCGUUCAGAGUACGCAGCUGCCGCAACUCCUUCUACAGCCCCUACAGCCCAGAAGUCACCUUCCACACACCACCUGCUCCAGUGUUUGGCUUCCUGUUCAAUGACAAGUGCGGCUUCAGCUCGGAGCGGCUGACGUUGAGUAAGCUGCGUGACUCGGUGGAGAGUGCGGCCGGCAUGGCCUUCCUGCUGGCUGCUGAGCGCGUGCAGACAGGCAGCUACAUGGGCCUGGACUACAUCAUCGGUGACACCGGCAUCUCUCAGGGCAGACACUACUGGGCCUUCCGCGUGGAGUCCCACUCCUACUUAGUCAAGGUGGGCGUGGCCUCUGAUUCCAAGCUGCUGGAGUGGAUCCACAACCCCCGGGACACUAGUAGCCCCAGGUACGACCACGACAGUGGGCACGACAGUGGCAGCGAGGACACGUGCUACGACCUGUCCCAGCCCUUCACCCUGCUCACCGUGGGCAUGGGCAAAGUGUUCAUCCCCAAAGCAUCUAUCUCCUCCGCCACCGCCGGCAAUGACCAUGGCAACCGGGUGCUGCCCAUGCCCCAGCGCAUUGGCGUGUACCUGGACUACGAGGCGGGCCGUGUCUACUUCUACGAUGCAAACACCAUGAGAUGCCUUUACGAGCGGCAGGUGGACUGCACCGGUACCAUGUAUCCCGCGUUUGGCCUCAUGGGUAGUGGCAAGGUCCAUCUAGAGGAGUUCAUCGCAGCAAAGCGACUGUCGUAUAUGUGAGAUGUUGGGCCUUCCACACACACAAGUCUCUCUCGCACUCUCAACACUUGCCUUUGAGCUCAUGUUUCUCUCUCUCUGCUUUCAGUCAGGUAUAUUUUUGGAGUGAUUUUGUUUGUGUGUGUAUGUACACACUUUCAGUUGAUUAUCAUCAUGCCAUUUCUUUGUUUUAAUGAACAGCUAUUUAUAUUGUACAACUAAGUCCAGUAAAAUGUAGCCAAGUGAAACCCGAAGAGCCUUGCAGCUAGUCCCACUCCUGUGCCUUUCAUGAUAAAUGGGUAAUCUAGUAAAUGCUGUAAUUUGUCUAAUAAUAACUGUGCAAAACAGGCUAGGUUGGUCAUCAGUUACAAAGGUGAGAAGAGUGUAUCUAAGUUGCAAGGACCCCUCGGUUGAGAAACAUCCCUACCAAAAACUGAGACAAAACGUAUACCUAAUCAAUGUCCUUUGACAAGACUCACGGUCAACACCAGUUGGGUAGACCGCAUUUUUGAAUUUGGACACAUUCUCACAGGUGUUUAUUUAAAAGACUACCACACUUUUCACAUAUUCGCUCACAACCUACUGACUACUACAAAGCAGAGCACAUUUAUCUGAAAUGUAAACACUAGGCAUUCACAUGCAGGGUUGAAUUCAAACUUGAGUUCUGCGUGUGCAACUCAGACUUCCCAUGUAAAUCAUGGUGUCAACUUUUGGAAUUGUGAGUUGACACAGGCCGAUCUCAAGUUAAAAUUACAGCCAGUUGUUACACAAGUUGUUGAUUUGGUUCUUGAGAAUCAAGAGGGUGCAGCGUUUCAGAACAUUUAGAUAGAAAAUAUAUUAUGCAAAUCGACCAAAUUCUCUGUCCUCUAGAAAAGGGUGUCAUUUUGACUCUACAUUACUUUUAUCUCGUUUCACCGUACUGAAUACACCCCUGGUCAGCUCUGGCUUUCCUACAUGGGUUUCUGGACAGGACUAUCUGUAGAUCCAGUCAUGUUUGUGUUUUGUUGAGGGUAAGGGUAAUCGGUUUGUGUUUUCUCAGGUUUGUGGCCUGUGGGCCUUAUGCUACCUACCUCCUAUCGGCCCUGGAAAUCCCUUUAAAACUAUACCUUCCUACUCGGAACAGGACUAAACUUUCCUUUGCAGCUUCCAUAAAUCCAUUACAAUUUUAUUAUACCGUAAUAUAUCAGCCUUUAAGAUUGUUCAUAUCCAAUAAUAAACUGGAAUUAACAUUUUUUUUCCUUAAUUUUAACAUCCAUGUACAUAUCUAGUGUGACAUUUUCUGUCAAAUAAAACCUAGAUCUGCAAUCUGUAUCUGCUGUGACGUUUCUCAAGGCUUAAUAGAAACUUGAGACAUUUGGGCAGUUGGUGGAAAAUUGUAAUUGGACCGAGAUGUAAUCACGCCUGACUGAAUUUGUGAAGUGAGCAAUUUAAAACUGAACAUACACAUCCCCCUUUCUGUGUUUUGAUGUGUUUAGGUCCAUUUGAGUGUAGCGUUUCCUAGAAUAUGUGGUGUUAUUUUGUUGCGUAUCUGAAUCCUAUAAGGUCAUGUUGCGUAACAACAUAAUCUGUAGUUUUAAACUGAAUUCCUAUUUACUUUAGAAUUGGUGUGCAUCAUUUAGAGUAAUUCUCUACCAUUCCUUUUAGGGCACAACACCUCUACCUGUUCCUUUUGGAAUGACUGAAACACCUUUAAAAAGUCUAUGCACUUAAUUAACAGGUUCAGGGUUGUUUAUUCAUCACAGAAUGCAUUAUUAUAUACAGAACAAACUGAAUGUCUCUUAGAUUAGGUGUUUGUUAAUUUGCUCAUCUUGAGUCAAGUCACUGGUGGCCACAGCAGCUGUGUCUUUCAGGGUCGAUGUAUGGUAGAGGUUUACUAUAUAGUGUGCAUAUUUUAGCAACCAUAUCACGGCUAAUUUUAGAAAAGGGAAUCGUAUGGCUUUCAGUAGUACGUUAGACCAAAUAUUCUGCAGACUCUCAAUCAAAUGGUUCAAGCUAGCACUUUAAACUGUCGCAUGUAUGCCUCUCGGCUGUGCAGGUCUGUAUGAAUUGGUGUGCAAUAUUACGUAGAAUGCAGGAAAUAGGCCUAUUGUUUUCUCCUGUAAGUAAUGGGAUGUGAUGUUUGCUUUCUGUGAGUAUAAUGCUUUAAUGAACAUGAAGCUUUGUUGGUCAUCAAAUUCUUGAAAUACUACGCUUUUUUUUUAUUUUAAAUUUGCUGUUUGUGGAUUUGUAUGAAAUAAACUAGUGUGUUUUAAAACAA